AUGGCAGAUGAUCACGCCCGAUGCACUUAUAACGACAUUCACAAGAUGAUUGCAAAGGCUGCUGAGCGGAUUCAGGCCGAAUUCAAGCCAGAUGUGAUUAUCGCGAUUGGAGGAGGUGGCUUUUUCCCUGCUAGAGUGAUGAGAACUUUCUUAAAAGACCCGGCCACAAAGAGAAAUAUUCCAAUCCAAGCUAUUGGAUUAUCCCUCUACGAGUCCUUGCCGGACACGACAGAGGAGCAACUCGGCCAGACCGUGAUCCGAACUCAGUGGCUCGGUCCCUCCAAAGGCCUUCUGGGCCGGCGUGCCCUCAUUGUCGAUGAAGUCGACGACUCGAGGACCACUUUGCACUAUGCCGUUACCGAGCUCCAGAACGAUAUUGAAAAGGAGCUCGAGACCUUGCCAGAGAGCGAACGUGAAGCUGCAAGGACAAAGUUUGCAAUUUUCGUGGUUCACAAUAAGCUGAAGCCCAAAGCAAAGGAUUUGCCCUCGAAUAUUCCUUACUACACUGGAGCCGAAGUGGGAGAUGUCUGGUACGUAACGUCCGUCUAUAGAACGAUAUCAUCUCAUACGUUGUAUCACAGGCUCGAUUAUCCUUGGGAAAUGAAGUAUGUUAUUCCAAAUUUGCUGUACACAGCUAUUGACACAUUGGCAGGGACAUUGAUGAGCACGACCGGUUGGCUGCCUUGA
Molecule: messenger RNA, 687 nt
Organism: Acaulospora colombiana
Lineage: Eukaryota; Fungi; Glomeromycota; Glomeromycetes; Diversisporales; Acaulosporaceae
Source: the annotation of a GenBank genome assembly